Messenger RNA from Dimorphilus gyrociliatus, 951 nucleotides. NCBI's taxonomy places the organism in Eukaryota, Metazoa, Annelida, Polychaeta, Dinophilidae. The record is from the annotation of a GenBank genome assembly.
ACCACGUGAUAUAAGACCUAUUCAAGCUGAAAAAUGCUAUUUAAUAAUAGUGAAUAGGCAAACACUGGGCAUUUUAGAAAUUUCUUCUCUCGAUAAAAUUGACUGUUACAAUUUUAAAAAAUUAGAGCUUAUCUUAUCAAGUUUCUUUCUUAUGAAUAUUAAGCAAAAAAGUACUAGAUUAAAAAUAUAUAAAAUUACGCUUGGAUCAUUAUAAUCGCAGUAACAAUGGCUGAUAAACUUUCUGGAGUCCAGUCAUCAGCUGCCUCAGUUUUAAAAAGAGCUGUUGAACUUGACAAUGAUAAAAGAUAUUCAGAUGCCCUUGUAUGCUAUCAAGAAGGUUUAGAUCUUCUAUUGCAAGUCAUGAAAAUCGUAAAUGAAGAAAAAAAGAAACAAUACUAUAGAGAAAAAAUAUCAAAUUAUAUGGCGAGAGCCGAAAAAUUAAAAGAAAUGAUAUUUCAUACAAAAGCAAAUAUAGAUGAAGUCACGCACAUUUAUAUAAAAGACGAUGAUACUGGCUUUGGAUACGAAAAGAUAUUUGGUAAAUAUUUAACAAUGUCGGUAACAGAGGUAAUCGUAGAAGAUCCAUAUAUAAGGAAUCAUCACCAGAUCCUAAAUUUUUUGAGAUUCUGCGAAACAAUCAUAAAAUCGGAAGCAAAAGUUAAAGUAAUAAAAUUGAUAACAAGCUAUGAUCAGAAUGAUAGUAAUAUUAAGGAAGAUCAACAAAAAAAGUUAGGCUUAAUUAAGGAAAAUUUGAAAAAGUAUUCUAUUGAAUUAGAGAUAAGCUUUUCGGAAACUUUACAUGAUCGAGAAAUAACACUUAACAAUGGAUGGAAAAUUAAAAUUGGCAGAGGUUUGAAUUAUUUCAAAAAAGUUGGUAAAUUUGACAUUGGAACUUAUGACUAUGAUUUGAGAAGUUGCCUUGAAACUAUAAUUGAUAUAUAUAAAAUGUAA